UCAAUUAAACUAGAACAGAUUCAUUAGCUCCGGAAACUGUCAUUUUCUUGAUACAAUCAUGUGGCUUUUGGCGUUAGCAAUAGUUUCCAUUUUAGUUGGAUUUGGAUCAGCGGAAAGCAAAUAUAAUGUCACUUAUGCAGAUUUGGAUAAGUGCAAACAGUACAACGCAGUAAGUGGUUACAACUACCACGCCUAUUUCAAAUUGGAGGAUUUGGAUAAUCACAAUCUGGACAACGAAACCGUCGUUAAUUUGCGCUUGUUUGUUGUGGCUGCCAAGGACGCACACGUGCUCCUUUCCGAUUCCGAUUCCAAUGGGCCAGAUUCGCAGGUUUACGAGAUAGUUAUCGGCGCCGGGGCAAACACUUUCAGCGAGAUAAGAAAGCAGCGCAAGAAAAACCCACUCAAGACGAAAAGUACGAAGGGAGUACUGUCACCGAUCGAUCCGCUGCCGCUGCGAAUUCGCAUCACCAGGCAAGGCCUGAUCGAGGUUGGCAUUGAAGGGCAGGAUCUGCCGCUGAUGUCGGCAACCGAUAAAAGUAUCAUCGAGGUCAAAUAUCUCAGCUUUAGCUCUUGGGGUUCGACCAUGGCCAAGUGGUUCUACGAUUGCCCCUCGGAUGACGAAUCAACGACUGAAUUGGAGGAAAUGAACCCUAUAAAGGAUUUAACCCCAAGGGAGAAGCUCCUCUACGAGCUACAACUGAACACGAGCUUCACGGCACCCGAUUUUUACACGGAGAUCUACAUCAAGCAGCUAGUUUUCACUCGAGUAUCAUACGAUUCGUGGAAGAACACGCUGGAAGCGAGAUUCUUUCUUCGAGCGACUUGGAACGACAAUCGAACCAUCUGGGUUCCGGAGGAUUAUGGCAACAUUACCAGACUGGUUGGAUUUCAGUAUCUCACAUGGAACCCGAGCAUAUUUAUUCGAGAUGAUGCCGAAGCAAAACUGUUCGAAUUAUACGGAUUGGAUCAUGUGUCGUUCACCCACGACGGACGAUUCGAGUGGUUAUCGAAGGAAAUCUCCACGGAAACGUACUGCCCGCUUCGAGAGUCGCCGGAUUGGCCUUUCGAAACCAACGAAUGCGAUUUGGCCAUGGCUACGGAUCACGCAACGGCGCCACUGAAGCUAGCGUCCGACGCAGUGAGCUUUCAUCCAAACAUCAUCCAGUCGGACUGGAACGUGGAUAAGAUAACCAAGCACGAAUUUGUCAACACGCAUGAGUUGUUCUCGCUGAAGGACGGAACCCCUCGAGUGGAAUCGGUUCUGAGGUUGCAUCUUCGACGGAACAACGAAUUCUACGAUACCGUGCUCUAUGCGCCUUACUUUGUUGCUAGCGUGAUGAUUCUGGUUGCAUUUUGGCUGGAUGGGAUGCAUAGAAUUUUGGUUAACACUUUCGGAACUGUGAUGCUGAUAGCAACGUUUCUUCAGAUUUCCGUAUUCGUGCCCGCAACGAUGAAUCCCAAAAUUUUCACCUUCUUUCAUUACAGCCUCUACUUUUCAUUCAUCUGUAUCCUUCUGUUCAUUCUGGACAAGUGUUUGCAAACUUACGGCGGCAAGGUUGCGCCUGAUUCCUGCCUCACACAUUUGAUCAGUUAUCCAUAUCUGAGAAUCGCUUUCAGAUUGGAUGGUGGAUCGAACUAUGACUCUCUGCAUCGAAAAAAUAUCGAAAAACGUGAUUUUGUUACUAUUUUGGAUAGGGUGGCCUUUUUAGUUCUGGCUGCAAUACUUGUAGUAUCGAUCUUUAAAAAGAUUUAAGAUGGAGCCAACUACACAAUUAAUCACGUGUUUUCAAAUAGCGUUAGUUUUUCGAAAUAAAUCCAAAAAAAUUA
This is a messenger RNA of Armigeres subalbatus, 1827 nucleotides long. It is a transcript of the gene NtR, whose product is annotated as neuronal acetylcholine receptor subunit alpha-9. The transcript has 9 exons. Gene Ontology annotation, biological process: monoatomic ion transport. NCBI's taxonomy places the organism in Eukaryota, Metazoa, Arthropoda, Insecta, Diptera, Culicidae. Gene Ontology annotation, molecular function: extracellular ligand-gated monoatomic ion channel activity. The record is from RefSeq and is a predicted model, not a curated record. Gene Ontology annotation, cellular component: membrane. The coding region runs from base 59 to 1753 and encodes 564 amino acids.